Dufourea novaeangliae is the source of this 2130-nucleotide messenger RNA. It is a transcript of the gene Wsck, whose product is annotated as putative tyrosine-protein kinase Wsck. Gene Ontology annotation, cellular component: signaling receptor complex. Bases 1 to 2130 code for a protein of 709 amino acids. Lineage: Eukaryota; Metazoa; Arthropoda; Insecta; Hymenoptera; Halictidae. Gene Ontology annotation, molecular function: transmembrane receptor protein tyrosine kinase activity; ATP binding; protein binding. Gene Ontology annotation, biological process: cell surface receptor protein tyrosine kinase signaling pathway; multicellular organism development; protein phosphorylation. The record is from RefSeq and is a predicted model, not a curated record. The transcript has 4 exons.
AUGAUACUUUUAUUGUUAAUUUUUUAUUUACGUACACAUGUGCUUAGUCAAAAAUACGAGGGUUGUUUUCGAAGCUCCGUAUUGGAUCCCGAUUUGCCAACCCUUAUAUUAAAUCGUGCUAGCAUACCAGCAGAAUGCAUCAAAGAAUGUCGUUCACGUUAUUAUAUGUUUGCUGGAUUGAUGAAUGGUCAACAAUGUUUUUGUGGUAGUAAUUAUGGAAGAAAAGGUAUAUCAACUUCUUGCACCCUUCCCUGCACUGCAGAUCCAAAUAAUUAUUGUGGCAGUCAAGAAGCAAUGAGUAUAUAUUCUACAGGUCAAAAAGGUCCAAGUCCACCAAGAGGAGCACAAAUAAUUCACAGUAGAUCUACUGGUUUAGAAAUUACAUGGGAACCACCAAAUAUAUCUAAUGGAAAUAUUAUACUUUAUACUCUAAGAGCAGUAGUUAUCGAAACACAUGCUUCUGAUUUAUUACCAGUUGUGGAAAGUCAAGUGCAAGGUGGUUCUUCGAAUAAUACUAUUUUACAAGGUUUACAGCCAGGAACCAAAUAUAAUGUAUCUAUUGUUGCCACAAAUACUCAAGGAAACAGUGAACCUGCAUAUAUUUCAGGAUGGACAUUAAUUGCUCCGCCUAAUAAACCAAAUAUACCAAAAGUGAUAGAACAAACAAGUACUACUAUAACUGUUCUACUCUCAGAAGGAUCUAGUGAAUAUGGGCCUGUUAAUGCAUAUCAAGUGUUUGUUGUUCAACCCAGUAUAAUACCUCCAUCAGGUCCCAGUGUUACAUACUAUAAUUAUGAAAAAUCAAUGGAGCUGGGUUUAGGAUAUUAUAUUACAGGAGAAUUUGAAUCGUCUGAAUUUUAUAAAUUUAAAAAAUUUACAGUCGGAGAUGGCAAAAUGAUUGGAGGAUAUUACAAUGCACCUUUGAAUUCUCAAAUGACCCCUCGAAUAGGCUUAGCAGCGAUUUCUAGAUUUCAGAGGGAAGUACAGUUUGCUUAUUCAGACUCUGUUACCAAUAUGAAAAGUUAUGGCAUAAAUCAAAGUAAUGAAAUGGAUGCAAUAACAAUUGUACUUUGCGUUGCAAUUGGUAUCUUAGGAGCACUAUUAAUAGCUUCAGUAGUAUUGUACUUUGCGUUACGACGACGUCAUGAGAAGUUUCGUAUGACAAAACUACCGGAACAACAAGAACUCACAUUACAAGGACCACUAUAUGAAGUGGACAAUUUAGCGUAUAUUCCGGAAGAUGUACCUGAAAGGAUCAAUCACUAUCAGGAACUAAAAAAUAAAGUAUGGACUAUACCGCAGAAUGCAUUAACAAUUAAUGACACUAUAAUACGUAGAGGAAGAUUUGGUACUGUUCACACAGGUACAAUCGAAAAAGAUGGCAAAUCCUUCACUGUAGCGGUACAUAAUAUAGCUGACAGAUUACUAAAAGCAUCCGACAAAAGGAGUAUGUUAAGAGAGUUGGAUAUUUGUAUCAGAGCAUCUCCAAUGAAGUACCUUGCAGAUCUUGUAGGAACUUGUGAAACACAAGACACUUUAUACGUUGUCCUGGAAAUGCCAACUCAGACGUUAAAAAGUCAAUUGCUAGCUGCAAGGUCUGGAAAUAUAUUUCCAGUUAAUCAGAUAUUACUUAUUGGGUCUAUGGUGGCAUCUGCUUUGCAGCAUCUUGAAAAUUGCAAAAUUGUACAUGAUCAUCUGUGUGCUCGUAGCAUAGGUAUUUGCAAUGAUUGGACGCCUAAACUGACAGGCCAUGGUAUUUCCAAAUACGCGUUAGAAGAUCUAAAGUAUACUCGGUGGACAGCCGUUGAAUGUUUUGGUAAUAGAAAGAAACACAUAUCAGGUGUAAUUUGGGCAUUUGGUGUGCUUUUAUGGGAAAUGCUCAGUAUGGGUGGUACACCUUAUUCUAAUCUGACACUAGACAGUGAAGUAGAAGAAGCAGUUGAACGAGGAAUAAGAUUACCACAGUUAUUAGAUACUCCCGAUCCACUUUAUGAAGUCAUGUUAUCUUGCUGGCACACUGAUAGUCAAGAAAGACCAACAUUUGCUGAACUUACAAGAUUGGACACGUUAAGCAUUUGUCCCAUCACAGCAAUUACAGAAUCAUAUGUUCCAGAAUUAGAAUUAAAUUGA